Leptopilina boulardi is the source of this 2392-nucleotide messenger RNA. RefSeq lists its product as uncharacterized. NCBI's taxonomy places the organism in Eukaryota, Metazoa, Arthropoda, Insecta, Hymenoptera, Figitidae. The coding region runs from base 1115 to 2113 and encodes 332 amino acids. Gene Ontology annotation, molecular function: sodium channel regulator activity. Gene Ontology annotation, biological process: regulation of sodium ion transport. The transcript has 3 exons. The record is from RefSeq and is a predicted model, not a curated record.
GUAAAUCAGUGAGGGCAGUCGCAUUUUAACUCGAGAAUCGUGUAAAGUUGAUAGUUUCAAAUUUAUAUAAAUGCGGUAUAAUAUUUACCGCUAUGUUUUUCAAUAAUAAUAGAAUUAAUCAUAUUAUUAAAAAACUUUGACAAGUAUCACUAUAAUUACAUUAAUUUUUCACAAUGUAACUUAACGGAUAAAUAAAAAAUAGGAAGUGUAUUAACUAGAAAAUUAAAUAAAAAUUCAUGUGACAUUAAAUUUGACUACAUUAAGUUUUAUUAUAUAAUAUACUAUAUUAUAAAAACUGGAAGUGUAUUAACUAUUUCUAAAUUAAUGUAAAGAAUCAAUAGAUUUCUUGUAUUUGAUAUUAUAUGUAAAAAAAAUGAUCUCAAAAGUGGACAAUGCAUAAGGAGUUACAAAUAUAAUAUAGAUGACAUCAUAAAAAUAUUCAAGUGUUAACAUGUUACUAUUAAAGUAUUGAUAACAAAAAAUGUUUGUUUUUAAAAAGAAGUUGUAUAACUCUAGUUAUUCUUUGAAACCAUCUAUUAGUAAACACUUGUGCAAAUUACUAUUAGUUGAUAAUUAUGAUUAAUUGAGGUAUAUUGACCUCAAUAAUUUCGAAUAUGCUUGGUUUUUUAAUGUUGAAUGAUUUAUAAUAAAACAAAAAAUAUUUAUGAGAACGAUUAAUAUGUUUUAAAGAAUAUAAAAGGAAUUGAUAUUUUAUUGUUAUAACUCUACGAGUUUUUUUUACAUCUUUAUAUUAAAAAAGAAAUAUUGAAAUAUGAAAAUAAGAAAUUGAAUAGAAUUAUAAGAUCCAUAAAAUACUCUCUGUUUAGGAAAUAGUUACUGCAGUAAUUGAAAGACAAUACAAACAUAAUAUAUUAACAAAUAUUCACUGCCUUCUAAUGCUCGUCCAUCAAUAAUACAUAUAUAUACAUGAGUAUGUAGAAAUAUAUGCAUAUAAGAUAUGAAGAAUUUAUUAUGUAUACACGGAAUAUUUUCAAAUAAUGCAAUGGUGAUUUUAUUGAAUAGAAGAAAAGUUACGUCUAUAAAUGAUUUAAGUCAUGUAAGAUGAUAAAUUAAGACAUGUUCAUCAGAAAUAGCGUUAUUUAUAUAAUGUUACAUGUUAAAAACAUUUAAUCGAUUUAAAUUAAAUUUGCUAAACAAUAUAAAAAUUGUAUCCAGUCUGCCAGUAAGAAUGCACGGGAGUAGUUCUGAACUUCUAUUGGAUGCUAGUUGUAGUCAGUGCCAAAAUAAUUUAGAUAAUUGCAAUUUAAAGGACCAAGAACAACGACGUCAUAAAUUAUUAGAAUUUGGAUUUAAUACAUCUCGUCGACGUCCUCCACGACGUACAUUUCGUCAACGUUUUAAUUUUUAUGCCACAUCUGCAUUAGCCUUGGUUGCUACAUCAGGUGGUGCUGCUCUACUCUUCUUGGUGCCAUUAUAUGUUGAUCCAGCAAUAAGUACAUUAGCCGCCGAUUUUUCCCCUGAACCAGUCACAUGUACUACUUUACGAAGAGAAGAUCUUGCUGGUUUGUUCAAUUGUACCUGGAGUUCUUGUAGAGAAGGUUGCACCAGUGAUGUAUACAAGUGUACUCAUAUAUACGUAACUUAUGAUCCGUGGUCAAAUUCAAGUGUUACAAAUGAAACCAUCACAAAUGACACUUCUUUACUUUCAACUCUAUCCACUAGCUCAAUGAUGACAAAUACUUUUGGAAUAGAAGCUGUCCUAAUGGUAAACAUCAAAGGUUGUGGAUAUCCGCCAUCAGUUGAUUGUGAAAAUUUCACUCGAGAACUGGGUUAUGAGGGUAUAAAAUUUCCUUGUUAUUAUAGUCGAGUUAACUUAAGUAUAGUAAUGGCAGAUUACAGUCGUGAAACACAAGUUGCUACAAUUAUGCAUUUCUUCGCUGCACCUUUUGUUGUGACAUUGGCAACUAGUGUGGCCCUCUGUGUUAUGCAUUGUGACUGCAGAUGCUCUGUACCUUCUCCAAGACAGCCUCCAAGAGAUAUCAGAAAACAUAAACUUAAUGAUUUGAGUGAGCACUCGAUAAGUAAUCAGGUGGAUCGUAAAGAGCUACACUCAGCUCUUUGUGAGUGUGGAGAAUUUUCCAAACCCUUGUGACGUCGGGAAGAAAUAAUUGAAAUUACUGCAGUUACUUUGCAAUCCGAUCUUUAGAGACAUACCAAUCUACUUGCUUUAUGCUCACUUCUUUUAGAUUAUGUUUACUUUUAUAGAAUUCUUAUAAUGCCUUGCGCUAUACAAUCUUAAGGGAUUGAAUUUGUACUAAAAUUUUUAAAUAUUUUUACUUUGUGAACGAAAUUCUUUAUUAUGUACAUUAAAAAAUGUAAUGUAUUUACUGUGAAUUAAAAACAUUUUAUUUCUUAUAGAUAAAUGAUUUUA